CCGCCCCCCGCGCCUCACGGCUCUGCUUCCCCUGCCGCAGACGGGUCUCGGCCGCCUCCGCCCGGCCCUGUCGCGACAGAAGAGGCGGCUUCACCCCCUCCGUCCCCUCGGAGAUCCCCCUCAGGACUCCCCUUCCGUCGCUCUCCGCCCGCGGGUGCCGCAGUGGGCCGGCCGCGGCGCCGCCCCGCCCCGCCGCGGGGAUAUGAGCCGCCGGCUGGACAAUGUCGGCGCUGGAGUGGUUCGCGCACAAGCCCCUGGGCGGUGGGAUUUUCUGGAUCCAAGAGCGCUUCUACGAGUCGGGCAACCGGGCCAAUAUCUGGCUGGUGCGGGGCUCGCAGCGGGACGUGGUGAUUGACGCGGGGCUGGGGCUGCGCAGCCUGCCCGACUACCUGCGCGCCGCCGGGCUGCUGGCGCCGGCGGAUGGGGCCGCGCCGCGGCCGCUGCUAGCUGUGGCUACACACGUCCACUUCGACCACUCGGGCGGGCUGCAGCACUUCGAGGAGGUGGCGGUGCACAGCGCCGAGGCUGCGGCCCUGCUGCGCGGAGACAACUACGAGACUGUCACCUGGCUGUCGGACCGGGAGGUGGCGCGGCCGCCGCGGCCCGGCUGGAGGGCUCGGCACUUCCGCGUCCCGCCGGUCCGGCCCAGCCGCCUGCUGCAGGAGGGGGAUGAGAUCAGCCUUGGAGACCGACAGCUUACUGUCAUGCACAUGCCUGGUCAUUCCAGAGGCAGCAUUUGCUUACAUGACAAAGAACGGAAGAUUUUGUUCAGCGGGGAUGUGGUGUACGAUGGAUCCAUGAUUGACUGGCUUCCCUACAGCAAAAUCAGCGACUACAUUGCAAGCUGCCAGCGCCUCUUGGAGUUAGUGGACAGAGGUCUCGUGGAGAAGGUACUGCCUGGGCACUUCAACAUCUUUGGGGCAGAAAGGCUAUAUCGGUUAGCUUCCAACUACAUUUCCCAAGCUGGAAUCUGUCACAAGGUUUCUACUUGUGCCAUGAAGUCCAUUGCAAGCAUAGCACUUCGCAUUACAAAUCCCAGAGUCACUUCUUAAAGUGUUUCUUAGUGUGUUUUGUGUGAUCUGCUCCCUGUUGAAAAGCCAAAUGGCUUGUGAAAGUGUUGAUACAGGCAAAAGCAGUAUGUGUUAGUAAAAAGCUGGCAAACUGACACAAAUGAGCUGCAAAAGUUCUCCUACUUUAUUCCUACUUUUAUAAAAAGUGUGUCAGCUGGUCGCUUCAGCCAAAGCUAUUGUUUUUCUGUCUAUUUCUUUCAGGGCAUGUUUGCACACAUACUGUGAUUGAAAUAUAUUGUAUUAUUUUCGUUACAAUUCUGACAGGUGCACAUAUGCCAAAACGAGAGGUUUCACAUUCAUGCCUGAAACCUUGUUGAUGUAGCACUAGACUUGUGACCACCCACUCAACUCCCGCUCAGGUUUUGGCCUAACACAGCCUGCGCCAAGAGCUAGUGUGUGCUGGUGGAAGCAGCACCGUUAGGUCAAAGCAGGAGCAGCACAUGCAGAGGACUCGGCGGGCAGAAAGAGAUGAGGGCUGUCCUGCAGCCGUUGUCACCUGCUGGGUGCCUGCUGCACUCCUGCAUCUUAGCUGAGUAGCUGUCUGGCAGUGUCUUUAGAAUCCACUAACAUACAGACAUGCUGCAGACUAGACUUCCAAGCUGGAAGGUAUAUAGAUACAUCAGCUUACCCCAAAAGCUUCUGAUGUUGAUCUAGCAGCAGACAGACUGUUGAGGCUGUCAUGCUUCUCCAUGGGGUGCAGGGAAUGCCUGUGCCUUGAUAGAGGAGCAAGAAGGAGUGCUCUUGCUUUCGGCUAGGGAACUGUUUGCUUACAGAUGCGCAAGUUAGGAAUUGGAGAAUUUGUGAACUAAUGCAUUAAUGUGUUAAACUAGCCUGUACAAAGUGGAUUGAGCCCUUGCUUGAUAUGUUUCGUUUUUUUCUGAUGAGCUCAUUUAAAAAAUAAAAUUACUUACAGAGUAUGUUGUUGUGUAAAUCUGAGCAAACUGGACUGUGACAAACUUAAAGGCUUUAUUUGCAAGUAAAAGUAUUUUUAUGUGACUGGAUUGUAACUCAGUUGUUAAUGCUCUGUGGUAGGGGAAGGAGGAAGGCUUUAACAUUAUCUUGCCCUACUGCAGGUGCUGGAUUAAACGGCCCAUAUGCUGGUUACCAUGAAGUGAAUGUAGCUUGAGCCGUUUACUGUUUGCUUAUGAAGUGUUUGCUGCAUAUAUUUUAUAUUAAAAGUAAAGUGCAUUGCAUUUGAGUCUGUUCCAAAAAAAAGUUGCAUACAGUGAGAAAUGCUAAAUGACAUUGUAACUUGCUUAUGAAAAUUGAGUGUGUGAUACUUAAAACCUGUUGAAAUGGUUAGACUUUGUGUAAUUAUUCUAACAGUAUAUAUAUUUAACUUUUUUAAAAGGACACUGAUGUUAUUUUUGUAUAUAGACAUAAAAAGACAAGUAUAUAUGUAUAAAGACAUAUAUACUUUACUAAAAAGAAUGCAUAAAUUUUUCCCAAAUUUUAGUGCAGUUUAAACCUUAUUUGUUUGACUUCCUCUUUAUGGGGAAGCUUCUCCCCCAUCCCUCAUCAUGCCCAGCAGAGAGGGAGUCCAAAGACUGGGCUCCAUCUGAGGCAUGGCGGAGUAGAAGUUGAAACCUUCUUAACGGGUGUGAAUUCUGGUGGAAAAAACAGUUGCAAAAUAAAAAGCAUCUCUGUAAAAAGUAUGAAAGAGACUGUCUUACGUCAUGCUUUUCUCCUUUCGCAGAUCACAGCAGUCCUGCCUUUACUAUUUGAGUACGUUCUUUACCAGGAUUUGUACUGAUAGGUUGUGCCUAGCUCUUGUUAGCAGUGCCUAUCUCCAAGCUGGAGCAAAAUGGCAAGUGGGCAAACCAGGUGCAGCAAUGCCGUGCUUGAAAGACCUACUAUCACUCACAUCAUAGUCUUUUUUUGGAGAAACCCAGAAACGUGAGUGUAUUACAUGAGGGAGUGUUUAAUCAGCAGGUAGACUUCUGUCAUAAAUGAAGCCAAGAGCUUUCUGUCUUGGCCUCAUUUGGCCAGAGGAAGAAACACAAAAAGUUAGCCUGGGAAGCAAAAAAGCUGUUCAGCGAAGAGGCCCAGAACAAAUGCCACAGUGUGGUUUUCGUUUUUAGCCUGCUGACAUAUGCUGCUAUUCACACAGCAGUCCAGGCACUGUUCUGGAUAGGCAAGGGUUCACAAUGGGCAAUCGCAGAUCCGAGGUGGCUGAAAUCAGAAUGUCCGAAGAAAUACCCAGCACUGAAGGUUACACCAGUUAUCCAGGUGAAACUGUGGUGUCACAGGUUACCUGACAGUAAUCGAAUUCCUUCAAAUUAGCCAUGUGUGGUGUAAUACCAGUAGUAAUCUUGCUCUAUCCUGUCAGGAAGGCUGUAGGAGCACUGAUGCUAAGCCCCGUGCAGUUACACGGACAGAGAGGCCUCUUCUGUCACAAAGCCUGCCAGUUGCUAAAAUUUUGGAAAUGUUCAUUAAGAGAGUGAGAUCAUGUUGAAUUAGCGUUUUGUGUUAUACCACCAUUGGUUUAUUUUAUCCAAUACUGAAAGCCUUGAAACCCUUUUCGGCUCCUAAGAGAAGGCUCACAGGCAUGCCAAUUCAAAAGAGAAGAUAGCCUCCAUCAUUUCUUUAAAUUUGUGCACAGUAUCAGCUACAAGAUACUCUUGUGUCAAAAUGCACUAUUAAGCCAUGCUUAAGUCCAUUAAGUGUAUGUAGAUAACAGCAAUUGACUGGGGUUUUUUUUACCUUGACCAAAAUCUAGGAAUGAUUUCCUAGCUCAGAAUUGUGCUUUACCUGAACGUAGCCCAAAAUGGAGCGUAAACUGCUGCUAUGAUCCCACUGAAAGUAGAUUUUGAAGGUCUCAGAAUUAUUUUUGUAUUGUAAGGAAUACACUACUAGGUAAAUGAUACAUCUUAAGUGUAAAGAACUGUCUCUGACUAUUGUUGUUAAGAAUUAGCCAAGUUUUAGUCGUAAGGGUUUGACAGUGGCCUUGUAACACUACUUGGAUUGAAUAUUUAAAACAUAAGUUGUAAGUUUAAAUAUUGCGACAUCUUGGGUAUUUAGAACUGUGAUGAUUUACUUGUAAAAUCUAAAUGUAUGGGAAGUUUUGCUCCAUAAUGUGUCAAGACUUAUGUGAUGUUAAACAACAGCUGACACAUAAAAAUGACUUUAUCAUAGAUAAUCGUAAUAAAAAAAUGUUAUAAUCCUGUGCA
This is a messenger RNA of Strigops habroptila (Kakapo), 4240 nucleotides long. RefSeq names its product metallo-beta-lactamase domain containing 2 (gene MBLAC2). The coding region runs from base 222 to 1052 and encodes 276 amino acids. Lineage: Eukaryota; Metazoa; Chordata; Aves; Psittaciformes; Psittacidae. The transcript has 2 exons. The record is from RefSeq and is a predicted model, not a curated record.